Neopsephotus bourkii (Bourke's parrot) is the source of this 2576-nucleotide messenger RNA. Its product is annotated as trichohyalin-like. The transcript is spliced from 8 exons. The record is from RefSeq and is a predicted model, not a curated record. The coding region runs from base 360 to 2549 and encodes 729 amino acids. Lineage: Eukaryota; Metazoa; Chordata; Aves; Psittaciformes; Psittacidae.
CAGCUGCUACAUACCUAACAGCCGAAUAGAAAGCUGGUGAACCACAAGGGUUCUUCCAUAAUAUAGUUCUUGUCUCCUUUCCAAGCUUGCCUGCUUAAGACCCUAACAAUCUGUGAUGAGCCUACAGAUAAAUAGUGUAGUAUCCCGAGGUUUGAUGGAAGAAUUAAAGAGGGAAGUAAUACACUGGGAAGGAAAUUUCAGUUUUAUAAAUAAUAUUCCUGUUUAAGGAUUUAAGUGUUAAAAUAUGCUCAUCUUCUGCUUCCAUCUCCUCCCACCCUCCAGGUAAGCUCCAUGUCCGUCUCACAUGUCCGGUGCUGUCACACAGCUCAUAAAGAUCCCUGUGGCCCUCUGCUGCCAACAUGUCCAGCAACACAGUGAGUUCAGAAUCUGUAGAUGGGACACUGGAAAGGCAGAGAAGAAAAAGCCAGGAAACAAGGGCAGUUACUGUAGGGUGGGAAGGGUCCUCCAUGGGCACUUCACUUGUUUUCAUUAUAGCAAGUUGCAGGAAUUCUGUUGCCAAAGUCUACAUUAGUUGUAUUUCUGUUUUCCACAGCUUUCCCGUCUGUGCAUGGAACCCAGAUUCCCUUUGUAGGUCCUCGAUAUCCUCAGCAAAAAGGAAUUUCAUUGAUUCAUCCCCAGAGGCUUCCAGUUUUCUGAGGGGGGCUCGUGUGUUGGCCAGGAGAGAAGCUGACGGCUAUUAUUACCUAGGGCACAUUGCCCAGGAGGUGAAGGGCUCCAGGGAGCGCUUUUUAAUUGAGUUUGACAGGAGUGGCACUCUGAAAGGCAAGGCACAGCUUCGAACACAGGAAACCCCUCUCUACGACAUUCUCCACUAUGAAGAUGACAGGCGACAGCCUCUUGCUCCAGGAGACAGGGUCUUGGCACCGUGGGAGGCUAGAGCUGAACGUUUUGGCCCAGGCACUGUGCUAAAGGUUCUGGAGAACAAGGAAGCACGUUUAGCACACAACAGAAGGGGAGUGCUUGUGAAUUUCUGGAAUGGGCAGACUAAGGAGGUGUCUUCUGACCAAGCUGCGCGGAUUCCUCUGCCCUUAAGUGAACGCAUCAUUCUGGAACUGCAGAUGCCUUUAGCAGCCAGGCAGAUGGUGGUAGAGUCAAGCUUGGAUUAUCCAUACAUCGUGGCACCGGGUUAUAGAGCCUCAGGCCAUUACAGGCAGGAUCCCUCAGACCUGUGCUACUGGCCAAGGGGUUUGUAUUCAACUCAGCCAUGUGUUAAGUGUAGUUGCAGGUGUACCUUGCUUCCCCAUUGCAGCCUUGAAGCCUGGGAAUCUAUGCAGCCUACAGGGUGCAAAGGGCAGCAAGAGGAUGCCUUCAUCCCAGGAACAAGCUUCACUAAAGAAGAGCUCAGCAAUAAAAUAGAAGAGCAAAUGUCUGAAUUGAGUAUUUCAUGCUCAGAAAGUGUUUUCAGAGAAGAGGAAAUGGAAGAUAAGGGAUUGAAGACAGAAAAUCUUCCAAAUGAAGUUCAGCCUUGUUUGGAAGAGGACAAUGAGGUUAUAGAACCCGAGAAGAGUCCUCAGAUGGAGGUGGCUCAUGCUAUGGUUGAUACUGCCGUCAACACGGACAGCUGGUUAAUGGAGACAGCCCACAAGGAAGAAGCAGACAGCAGACUGCAGGAUGCUGGAACUGAGGCUCCUUUUAAACACAAACACGGUCCUUUUGAGUCCAGAGUGGCAGAAGCUCCAAUCCAGCAUUCCCAAGGAAACCCUUCCAUGGGAACCAGUGCUUUGGUUCCUUUCAGGUGCCAAAGCUUCUUUGACCGAGUGAAUCACUCGCUACAGAAAGACAGCCUGACCAUCAGAUCAGCUCUGCGUACACAGAGGCCACACAGCACCUCCAGUGUGCGGCUUAGGAGAUCCACAACUCUCAGUCUUCUAAAAGACAAAAGCAUUACAAAAUCAGUCCUUAAUGGUGUGUCUCAGGAGAGACGGAAGGAGAUGGACUUCAACAGAGCCAAGAUUGAGCACAAAAGAUGGCAAGAGGAACAGAGGCAGCUGAAGAGGGAACAGCAGCAAAACGCAGAUGGCAUCCGACGCCAGCUGCGCAGGGACAGUCAGAGACAGCGGUUGCAUCAGAGAAUAUUGCAAGAGCUGGAGAAACGGCUGGAGCAAGAAGACAGAGCUUUGAAGCACAUGGCACUGCUCCAGGCUGCUAGGGCAGAAAGGAGCAGGAAGGAAUCCUUCUUGCCAGAGGAGGAGAAGAGGAAGGCAAGUCAGAGGUUACAGUUCUUAAAGACACAGCAUGUGCAGAGAGAGGAGCUGCAGGCAAAACGCAAUGAAAGGAGCUUUGAACAAGAGAAGAAAAGGCUGGAUUUUCUCAGGAGCAGAACGCAGUCACGGCAGGAAAUGUUGGAACAAGAAUCACGGGAGCAGGACAGGCAACAAAAAAAGCAGCAGGCUGCCAAAGGGAGAGUGUUCCAGAGCAGAGACCGUUCACGCCAGAAGGUGGAGAAAGAAGGCCAGCAACUCAAUGACCUCCAGCAGUACCUCAGAGAACAGAAUCUUUUGAUGCUCCGGGCAUCACUACUAGCAUAAGGAAGCUGGCAGAGUGGGUAAGCAGGC